AUGGGCAAUAAACAAACCAUUUUCACUCCAGAGCAGCUGGAUGCAUAUCAGGACUGCACAUUCUUUACAAGGAAAGAAAUUCUGAGACUGUUUUACAGAUACCGAGACCUGGCCCCACAGCUGGUCCCACUUAGCUAUAUAGAUAAACCAGAUGUGAAGCUUCCCUAUGAACUCAUUGGCAGCAUGGCAGAGCUGAAGGACAAUCCAUUCCGUCAACGGAUAGCAGAAGUUUUCUCAGAGGAUGGAGAGGGCAACAUGACUUUAGAUGACUUUUUGGACAUGUUUUCAGUCCUGAGUGAAAUGGCUCCCAGAGACCUCAAAGCUUAUUAUGCCUUUAAAAUUUAUGAUUUUAACAAUGAUGAUUACAUAUGCAAAUCAGACUUGGAGAAAACUGUUAACAAACUGACCCGAAAUGAACUUACCCCAGAGGAGGUUUGUCUUGUGUGUGAUAAGGUGAUUGAUGAAGCUGAUCAAGACAAUGAUGGCAGACUCUCUGUGGAAGAUUUUCAGCACAUGAUAGUACGAGCUCCUGAUUUCCUCAGUACAUUUCACAUUCGAAUCUGAAUCUGGUGAAAGAGAGAGAGAGAGAUGAGAACUGCAUCUUGAGUCUGCAAUAUGUCAUUACCACCUGCUUUCAGAAUUAUUUUGCUUGGGGUUACUGUUCAUAUGAAAGAAAUAAAGAGGACCAAAUAAGGAUUUUCAGACUCUG
Messenger RNA from Terrapene triunguis (Three-toed box turtle), 709 nucleotides. It is a transcript of the gene CIB3, whose product is annotated as calcium and integrin binding family member 3. The transcript is spliced from 6 exons. Lineage: Eukaryota; Metazoa; Chordata; Testudines; Emydidae. The record is from RefSeq and is a predicted model, not a curated record. The coding region runs from base 1 to 564 and encodes 187 amino acids. Gene Ontology annotation, molecular function: calcium ion binding.